GAAAAAGGCGAACAAGGAUCAUAUGAUCCGCCUACCCUCUUUCACUCCUCGUAUCGAACAUCGUCGAGUUUAGUUUCAAUUUAGUUCGACUUCUCUUUUUCCCUUCUUUAGUACCCGCCGUUCUCUUCUCGUCUACCAGGUAGAUCUUCGAUAAUCAUUUUUGCCUUGCCUUUCCGCCGCGAUCUGGUCAUCGUGUGCUAUUCUAUCCUUAAUUCCCAUUAACCAAAAAAUCCUUGCGACGGAAUAAUACCCCCCCAAUCACAAUCCCGCCAUCCAUUCAUUCGGCACGCGCAACGAACAAUAAUUGGUACAACUUAGCUGGUCUACCUCCGACACGAAAUAUCCGAUCUCACGAUACCCACGGCCGCUACAAUAAUCUGCGAAAGCGAAGCGAAAGGAGUGUGAAAAAUACAAAUAAUACGUAAAAAAAUGAAGACUGGACUCGCUACGACGACGGCACUUCUCGCCGCUCUCUGCGCCACUUUUGCUAGCGCUGGUGUGGUUAUUACGCCUAUCCACCAAAACCAGAUCGUGCCCAACGCUGCUGGUGAUUGUUUCUUUGGCAAGUCGACGCCUUUCGGUUGCGGCCCCCAACGCUCAUGAUCGAGUUUUCGGAAUGGCAAUUAAACAAACUCAUACGGAUGGAAGUCGAACCGAAUUGAUGCACGACAUGCUAGGUCACGUCUUAUCGGAUCUAAUCUAAGAAGCGAAAACAAAGCGAUGGCGUUGGGUUAUUAAAUAAUACUGGUCUGGAAGAGAAUAGACAAUCGUCCCAAUCCACCUUUAGUCCCGACUGAUCCUCAUUCGUCUAGCCAAGCCAAUACCUUCUAGACUCAUUGAGGGACUAUUUGGUCGGUGGGAAUAUGGAAGCAACUGUAUGGUGUCGAUUUGUUUGGGUGUUUGGUUAUUAUUUUGUCGUUAGCACUGAAGAAUCCAGGCUUCAUUUCUUGCUGUAAAUCAUUUAUUAUCGGAUCUACCUCCCUGCCCAUGUACAUAGACAAUCAAAACGGUGUACUCACAU
Molecule: messenger RNA, 1021 nt
Organism: Hypoxylon trugodes
Lineage: Eukaryota; Fungi; Ascomycota; Sordariomycetes; Xylariales; Hypoxylaceae
Exons: 2
Coding region: 430-603 (57 amino acids)
Source: RefSeq, a predicted model, not a curated record